GUACUAGGUUUCCAAUAGCUGCUCCUACAUGUAUGAUUAUUGAAGUGAGACCUCAGUAUCACAAAUAUGAAGAAACACAACCUCCAACAUUAAGCUAGAUAGAAUCUGUUGUAUUAUUCUCCUUCACUUAUUGUUAUAUGCUUGAGUUGCACUAGGAACUACUAUAAAACAAAAACAAAAAAGUUCUGGUGUUCUGAAGAUGAGGAAAGAAGGAUAAAAUUCCAGAACCUAAUGCCAGUUAGGAAGAAUGGAGGCAGUAAUAUGCUGAAAACUCUAAAGUUGUAUGCUUUUUUAUUUAAGGUGCUUUAAUAUUGGUAGUCUUACAUUAAGUUGCACCUUGUCUCCUCCAAGAACAUUCGUUUUGUGCUGCUUUGCUCCUUGGUUUUUCAUGAGUCUUUCUUAUAACCAAGAGUUCAGUUUUGCUUCCAAGCUCUUGAUGCGAGUGUUUUUGCCAUAUCUCAGACCUUUCCAUAUUAAUACUGUCUUUGUUUAAAGCCAAAGUUAUUCUAUGUUAUUAUGGUGGCUUCGAAUGCCGACUAUGUUGCACUUUAUGUUGCAGCUCAGAGGAUGCUUCUGGCUUCUUCGUGUCGUUGCUUUUCGGUCUUGGUCCAUUGCUUGGUGGCAUAAUCCUUGUGGCAUUUGCUCUUGCAUUCCGUCUCCAACAUGCCCUCCUUAUGGGUUCAGCAUCUGGAAUUGCUUUUGUUCUUGCUGUGUGGCGACCAUUGCAGCUGCUUGUAUCUUCAAAGAUGGGAUUCAUACCUCUCGCAUUCUUACUAACAACAGGAGCAGCAUUCACCCAUACCCUAGGCUCCAGUGUCCUUGGUUUUGGGGGUCGCAAGAAAGUAUCAGCUAACAACUUGCCUUCCGUUUCUGGCUUUCCAAUGAGCAUUCACACCCUUCAAGCAUUCCUCUCUGGUGGAGCAGUUGGGUUGCAUGCAUUGGCCGAAGGACUCGCCCUCGGAGUGGCUGCCCCAAAAGCUUAUGGGCUUGGACGGCACAUGGUUCUUCCUGUUUCCUUGCACGGUCUCCCUAGGGGCGCAGCUGUCGCCAGCUGCAUCUUUGGGGCCACUGACAGCUGGCAGAGUGGACUGGCAGCAGCUGCUUUGAUUGGGUUUGUUGGCCCGAUGUCUGCAAUUGGAUCGAUACUUGCAGGAAUCGAUUAUAGUGGUCUGGAUCAUGUGAUGGUUUUUGCAUGUGGAGGUUUGUUCCCAAGCUUUGCAACCAUUGUGAUGAGAGCCAGCCGAUUGGAUUCGCGAAAAACAAGCAUUGGUGUAGGAGUUGGAGUUGGGUUUGCUGUACUGUGUUUGACUUGUACUAAGCUGGUGUGUCUCCACACUCCUUACUGUAAUUCUGCUCCGGAGGCAGUCAGAUGAGGGAAGGGGAAAGGGAGAAACAAAGUCCACUUAUAUGAUAGAGAUAUAGGGUCGAUUUGGUAAACUAAGCAUAGAUUUGGAGGUACAUGGUGUAUACUGCUGCAUUUGUAAAAUUGUACAAUUGUGUCUUCUGUGACAUGCAAUCUUCUCUGAGACUGAUUUGAGAAAUGAAAUAUUGUGUUCAAC
Linum trigynum is the source of this 1559-nucleotide messenger RNA. The record is from the annotation of a GenBank genome assembly. Lineage: Eukaryota; Viridiplantae; Streptophyta; Magnoliopsida; Malpighiales; Linaceae.